Molecule: messenger RNA, 1406 nt
Organism: Propithecus coquereli (Coquerel's sifaka)
Lineage: Eukaryota; Metazoa; Chordata; Mammalia; Primates; Indriidae
Product: transmembrane protein 132D-like
Exons: 3
Source: RefSeq, a predicted model, not a curated record
GGAGGUACCCCUCGUGGAUUCAACAAUUUUUAAGGACCCUGUCGGGGGCGAAGGGGAGGUGGGGUUUGCCUGCGCGCGCCACUCCGGAGAGCAACUCCGGAGCCCGCGCGGUCGCCGCCUGCAGACCCGGCCAUGGCCCGGCGGGAGGAGGGCGCAGGGCGCCGGGGCCGCGCGGGCCCCUAGCCGGCCGCUCCCUCGCCAGCCGCGCUCCGGCCCUCCGCGCAUCCGGACCGUCUCUUCUUCGCCCGGACGGCGCCGGGGAGCAGAGGACCUGCGCUCCGGCCCCCCAGGAUGUGCGCGUCUGAGAUGGGGACGCUGUGGCAGCGCUGGUCCCCGGUGCUCAUCAGCCUGGCCGCCCUGUUUUCCAAAGUGUCGGAAACUCGCGGGAUCCUGGACAGCAUUCAGAGGUUCUCCCUGCUGCCCACCUACCUCCCCGUGACCUACCACAUCAACAACGCGGAUGUGUCCUUCUUCCUGAAGGAAGCCAACCAGGACAUCAUGAGGAACUCCAGCCUGCAGUCCCGCGUGGAGUCCUUUCUGAUCUACAAAUCCAAGCGGCUUCCCGUGCUGAAUGCCAGCUACGGGCCUUUCUCCAUCGAGCAGGUGGUGCCCCAGGACCUGAUGCUCCCUUCCAACCCCUUCGGACUUACCAACAGGUUUUCUCUCAACUGGAAACUGAAAGCCUACAUCCUGCGGGAGAAGGUCUACCUGAGCCGGCCCAAGGUGCAGGUCCUGUUCUACAUCGUGGGCAGAGACUGGGACGACCACAGCGCCGGGGAGAAGCUGCCGUGUCUCAGGGUCUUCGCCUUCCGGGAGACCAGAGAGGUGAGGGGCGGCUGCCGGCUGCAGGGGGAGCUGGGGCUGUGCGUGGCCGAGCUGGAGCUGCUGCCCGGCUGGUUCAGUCCCCCCACGGUGGUUGCCGGGAGGAGGAAGUUCGUGGACCAGCCGGAGGGCAGCCCCGUGGAGCUGUAUUACACCGUGCAGCCGGGCGACGAGAGAGGGGACUGUGCCAGGGAAGACGCAAGGAGAGGCGGUGGCAUCCGUGCAGGCCACAAUGACAUCGAUGAGUCCGGGCCCCCCUUGCACAGGAUCGGAAGUGUCUUCCUGUACCAGACCCGCAGCCAACCUCCCCUGCGGGAACUGCGUCUGGACAGCAACGUGGCCAUUCACUACACACCAAAGACCGUGAGACGAGGAGAUGUGUUGACUUUCCCUGUUUCCAUCUCCAAAAACUCCACGGAAGACCGCUUCACAUUGAGGGCCAAGGUGAAGAAAGGCGUCAGCAUCGUUGGCGUGCGAGCCAGCAGCCCUUCCGUCUGGGAUGUCAGGGGGAGCACGGACUACGCCGGCAAGUAUGCACCAGCUGUCAUCGUUUGCCAGAAGAAAUCGGCUGGCUCGGAAAACAG